This is a messenger RNA of Vombatus ursinus (common wombat), 10999 nucleotides long. RefSeq lists its product as uncharacterized. The transcript is spliced from 18 exons. Gene Ontology annotation, biological process: regulation of transcription by RNA polymerase II. Bases 1094 to 7372 code for a protein of 2092 amino acids. NCBI's taxonomy places the organism in Eukaryota, Metazoa, Chordata, Mammalia, Diprotodontia, Vombatidae. The record is from RefSeq and is a predicted model, not a curated record. Gene Ontology annotation, molecular function: RNA polymerase II cis-regulatory region sequence-specific DNA binding; DNA-binding transcription factor activity, RNA polymerase II-specific.
GUCUUCAAAACCGGAAGAGGUCCCUGAGCUAGGGAGAGGCUACGUGAGUCUGUUGUGAGGACCAUAGUCCCGCGUGAUCAGAUGAGGACCUUACAGCUCAAAAGAAAUCAAGCAUUUUGCCCAAGUUCAAGCAAGUACUGAGUGUCAGCGCCAGUAUUCAAACCCAGUGCUGUCCUGCUUUAAGUCCAACACUGCCUCCACCUUAGAAGCGAGAAAAUGAAAAGGAUUGGAGAUAUUUUCUUCUGCUUGACUUUGUAAACUGCUUUGGGAGAGAUGACUUGGACUGACAGAGUUUGUUGGCUCAGGGCUAGAAGUGACUGGCAAAGGUGACUCGGCCUUUAGUGGUGCUUUUGCUUAGAGAUCUGAAGAUUCAAACAUUAUGAAACCCAAGUCUUUUAAAAAUACGUUAAUUCUUACAUUCACCCAGGCUGCCGUCUCACCAACACGGCCAGCUUCUCAAUGCAUUCAGAGACAUACCAUCCUUAACAUUCAGAGCAAAUAGACAUUUUGCUUAUUUUGAAAAUAUGACAUUCCUUUGGUCUUUAAUGCUAAUGUUAAAUGCUACAGUAAAUAUAACAUGUAUUAGUUUUUAAUGGAAGCUUUAAAAAAAGUUUCAGCUCACCAUUCAAUGAAUUUGUGCAAUAACUUCUGGUUCCUUGAUUCAGGGCCCCGUUCCCCAUCCUCAGCUUUUUGCCUGUGCUUGUCAUUGAGCCCACUUGUAGUCUUCCUGCUCUACAGUGAGAGGAUGAGGACUAAAGGUCUUUAUGUUUCUCACUGCCUGCAUUUGUUUGUGAAUGUCUAUAUUCCCAUAUGUAUCUGAACCAAUUCUAAGUGCUCUUUUUACAACUUACUCAAGAAGUCUCCCUGAUGUUUGGUUUGUGGGCCGUUUGUCCACGAACUCACCACAGUUUUUCCAAGGUCCAUGGUUCAGCUAUGUGAUUGAGGUUGCUGGGGUCCAUCCUCCUAAUUAUGAUCUUUUUUUGCCCAUAGUUCCCCUUAGUAAUGUACAAGUGCCCAUUUUGGGUCUGAAAAGGUUAGCUCCCUUGUGGGGAUAGUUUUGAGUAUCUCAGUGAAGGUCUUAGCUGGAGAGGUGAUGCCUCUGAAGGAAGUGAUGGUUGUGUAUCCAGACCCCCAAAUUCCCACCACACAUAAUGAAGAUAGCAUCCUGGGAAUGGAUGUCCCUUGGGUUCAGGAAAUCAUCCAAGGAGAAUGGAAGUCUGACCUUGAGGCUUCUCGACAGCGCUUCAGGUUUUUUCGAUACCCAGAAGGGGCUGGGCCCCUUGAGGCCCUGAGCCAACUUCAGGCACUUUGUCUUCAAUGGCUGAGGCCAGAAAUUCAUACAAAGGAGCAAAUUCUGGAGCUGCUGGUGCUGGAACAAUUCCUGGCUAUCCUGCCUGGGGAAAUCAGGGCUUGGGUGAAAUCACAAAAUCCAAAGACAAGCGAGGAGGUGGUGGCCUUGGUAGAAGAUAUGGCCCAAAUACCAGAGGAAGGAGCUCUGCCUUCGGAGGACUCCGCACUCACCCACGAGGGGAACACUGAGGCGGGACAUGGUUCCGUAUUCUUGACAAGCAGAGCCCAGGAUGCGCUAACAUUCCAGGAUGUGGCUGUGGACUUUACCUGGGAAGAAUGGGGGCAACUGGACCCUGCUCAGCAGAAUCUGUACAGGGAUGUGAUGUUGGAGAACUAUCAGCACCUGAUCUCUCUGGGGUUUCCGGUUUCCAAACCAGUUGUGAUUUCCCAACUGGAGCAAGGAGAAGUACCAUGGGCUAUGGAGAGAGAAGUUGCCAAAGGUUCCUGUCUAGAUUGGGAAGCUAGACACGAGACCAAGGAAUCAAAUUCAAAGCAAGACUUAUCUGGUGAAAAAUCAUCCCAGGAAAGACUAACAAAGGAUGGUCCUGAGCUGUUGAUCAAAGAUUGGGACUAUGGUGGCAGAUUUGAGACAAAACAGCAGGGGAACUUGAGGAGAGAUUCAAAGCACGUACUAAUCACCCACAAGAAAACCCCUAAUAGAGUGAGAAAAAUUACACUGCAGAGAAAUUACAGUCCAGGGUCAGUCCCUGUGACACAACAAACUGAGCCUGCAGGAAAGAGUUUCCAUCAACAUGGCGCACGUGAAAAGACCCUCCAAAAGCUGUCCGACCUAAUUAAACGUAAUAGAAUUACUUCAGGGAAGGAAUCUAUUAAAUAUAAUAAAUGCACUAGAGGCUUUAGUUACCAAUCGGAUAUUAUUCAGUAUCCUGAAGUCCCUGCUGAAGACAAAUCCUAUGUAUGUAAUGAAUAUGAGAAAGACUUUAGUCAAAAGGAAUACCUGAAUCAACCACAGAAAAGUCCUGUUGGAGAAAAGACUUAUAAUUAUGAGGAAUGUAGGAACAUCUUCAGCCAGAUGGAGUACCUUGCUAACCAGGAGACACUUGGUACCGGAGAGAAACCCUUCACAUACAGUGACUGUGGGAAAACCUUCUCUGAUGGCUCAUCUCUCACUAAACCUCAGAGGAUUCACACAGGAGACAAAUCCUGUAAAUGUGAUGAGUGUGUGAAAGCUUUCAGUAACAAGUCGUCUCUUACUGAACAUCAGAGAAUUCAUACUAGGAAGAAACCCUAUAUAUGUAAUUCAUGUGGAAAAACAUUCCAGCAGAGCACAAAUCUUAUUCACCAUCACAGAAUUCAUAUGGGAAACAAUCCCUAUACGUAUGAUGAAUGUGGGCAGGCCUUUGGUGAAAAUUCAUCCUUCUCUGAACAUGAAAGAAAUACAGGAGAGAGAGGUUGCGAUCAUAAUGAACGUGGGAAAUCCUUCAGCCAGAGAGGACAUCUUAGUAAACAGAGAAUUAAUCCUGGAAACAGCCCAUACAAAUGUAAUGUAUGUGGAAAAGCCUUUAGUACUAGUUCCUCCUUUAUCCAGCAUCAGGUCUCCCAUGUUGGAACUAAUCCUAAACGUAAUAUAGGUGAAAAUGCUUUUGGACAGAGCCUUAUUAAGCAUCAGAAAUGUGUCAUAGGAGAGAAGCCUUAUCGUUGUGGUGAAUGUGGGAAAACAUUUAGCAAAGGUAGGUGCCUUAUUCAACAUCAGAGAAUUCAUACUGGAGAAAAACCUUAUAUAUGUAAUAUAUGUGAGAGGGCCUUUACCCAAAGGGGAAACCUUGUUAAACAUAGGAGAAUUCACACUGGAGAGAAGCCCUAUAAAUGUAAUGAAUGUGGCCAAGCCUUCAGCCAGAGCUCAUCUCUUACUGAACAUCAAAGAAUUCACACUGGUGAGAAACCCUAUCAUUGUAAUGUGUGUGGAAGAGCUUUUGGUCAGGGUAGGAGCCUUACUCAACAUCAGAGAAUUCAUACUGGAGAGAAACCCUAUAAAUGUACUAAGUGUGGUAGAGCCUUUAGUCAGGGUCGAAACCUUACCAGACAUUGGAGAAUUCAUACUGGAGAGAAACCCUUUAAGUGUAGUGAAUGUGGGAAAGCCUUCAAUCAGAGGGAGCAUCUUACUAAGCAUUGUAGAUUUCAUACUGGAUGUCCCUCCUCCCGCCCAUACGCUGGGCGGCGCGCCCGGUGCAUUCUGGGGCUUGUAGUUCGCACGGCGGCUGCGCACAGGCGCAGCGUCGGUGGGUGGGGCCACAGCCCCGCGAGCGUAGGUCGGGCGGGCGGCUCGGAGCUUUCCCGAGGAGAGCGGGCCGAAGAGGGGGGAGGGGCGCGCGUGCCGGGGGCCCAGCGGGUGAGUGUGCCUCGACCCGCUCGCUCUCCUCUGCGCGCCGAGCUGCGGGUGGGGAAGGGGGAACGGCGUGUGCGUGGGUGUGCGCACGCGUGUCGAUGUGCGCCUGGGGGGGGUGCGCGCGCGUGGCUCGCGGGCCGGGGCGCGCCCUCUCGCGCAGGCUCCGGAAGGAGGGGGCCUCGUGGGGGAGGGGCCUGGCCCCCGGCACCCAGCCGCCAACCCCCGAGGUCGCCCCCGGCCUUACAAACACCCUCCCCACCCUCGUCUGAACCCUGUUGCCCCCCACGGACCAUCCGGGAGGCCCGGGGGGGAGGGGCUGGGCGCGCGGCCUCGCGGGGUGGGCCUGUGGGGGGAGGGGCCCCGCCCCCCUCCCGGUCCCGUCGAUCUUUCCCCUCCUCCCCCGAUCGUCCAUCGGUCUCUGUGGUCCGAGGACUGACGGGGACGAUGUGUGGCGGGGGCGCCGGGGUAGCCCUCAGCAGGGGGAGGGGCAAGGUCGGCGGUCUCUGGGGCUGGGGGCGGGGAGGGCCCUGCGGGGUAUCGAUCUCCCGUUCCCUCGGCCCAUGCCGUCCCCCUCCUCCUCCGGGACGCCCUCCGUCGAUCUUUCCCCUUUUCAUCCUCGUCUUCGGGUCCUUCUUGGCUGCCUCGCCUUCCCUGAGCCCGCUCCCUCCCCCCCCCCGCUGCUCCGGGGGCUCGGCCCGGCCGCCCCCCGCGGUGACCGGCACUGGGAGGGGCGUUGAGGUUUGCAAAGCGCUCGGCGUCUCCUCCCAUGGGACCCUCACAGCCCCGGGAAGGACGUGCUCUUGUAUGUCCCAUUGUACAGAAGAAGCAGGUUCCUUCCCCACCGUCCACAAACACUCACCCCCGCCCCCACCAGCACCUCCACUUCAUCCUGUUACCUUCUCAGUCUUAUCAGGAGACCCUGAGGGUCGUGUGGAGGUGGGGGCAGGUCUAGGGCAGCUGCAGCCCCCAGAGCAGCCUCGUCCUCUCAGUCCCCUGAAAGGGCACCGAUUUACCUUUGGCGGGGUGUCACCAGGUAUGUCCAUACGUCCUCCUGGACGCCUCUUCACUGGCGGCUCGACUAGACAUGGCUUUUCCCUCAUGUUUGCUUUCUUCAAGUCCUUGAUGAGGCCCCAGACUGCUCUUUUCCAAGAAACGAACAUGGACGAAGAGGAGGGAAUGACGUCUGGGUUCCUCACAGCUAAGUCGCAGAAAUCAAUGACCUUCAAGGAUGUCUCCGUGGACUUUACCCAGGGGGAGUGGGGGCAGCUGGACCCAUCUCAGAGGGACUUGUACAGGGACGUGAUGCUGGAGAACUACAGGAACCUGGUGUCCUUGGAGCUUCAGGUUAUCAAACCAGAGGUGAUCUCCAGGUUGGAGCGAGGGGAAGCACCGUGCAUGCUGGAGAGAGAAGGCCUGAUAGGCUCCUGUCCAGAUAAUGAUACUAGACCUGGGUCCAUGCAGAGAGAUUCAAAGGAUGGCAUUCAUAUGGAAGAAUCAUUGCAAGAAAGCUUCUGGAUGAAUGUUCCCUUGGACUUUAAGUUGGAACAGGUCUGGGAAUAUGAUGCUAUGUUUGAGAAGCAACUCAGCAACCACGAGAAAGAUUUAAGGCAAGUAACAAACACCAACAAUAACACUUCCAGUGAAAUGAAUGAUCAAGAAUGUAAUACAUUUGGGAGAAGUUUCAGUAUGAUGUUACUCACUGAUGCACAAGAGAAUGUUAGUAUUAAAAAAACUCUCCAUAAAUAUGACACACGUGGAAAUAACUUCAAACAAUAUUCAGAGCUAGUAAGGCGCAAUAGAAUUGCCUUUGGGAAGAAACCCUAUAAGUAUAAUGAAUGUAGCAAAGCUUUCAAUUAUCACUCAGAUCUGAUUCGAUAUUACAGACUACCUGGUGGAAAAAAAUCUUACGAUAUUGUUGAGUUAGGGCAAAGCUUCCCGCAAAGGAGGCACCUUAUUCAACAUGCUAGAAUUACUUCUGGAGAGAAACCCUUUAAGUGUAGUGAAUGUGGAAUAGCAUUCAGACAAAGUAUGCACCUUAUUCAGCAUCAGAGAAUCCACACUGGAGAGAGACCUUAUAAAUGUAGUGAUUGUGGACAAGCCUUCAGACAAAAAAUGCACCUAAUCCGACACAAGACACUUCAUAGUGGGGAGAAACCCUAUCAAUGUAAUCACUGUAUUAAAUGCUUUAGUGAUAGCUGGUCACUUGCUCUACAUCAGAGAAUCCACACUGGAGAGAAACCGUAUAAUUGUAGUGAAUGUGGAAAAGCUUUCAGACAAAAAAUUCACCUUACUCGACAUAAGACACUUCAUAUUGGGGAGAAACCCUUUAAAUGUAAUCAGUGUGGUAAGUGCUUCAGUGACAGCUCGCCACUUCUUCUGCACCAGAGAAUUCACACUGCGGAGAAACCUUAUAAAUGUGGUGAAUGUGGAAAAGCCUUCAGACAGAGUAUGUAUCUUAUUCGACAUCAGAGAACUCACACUGGGGAGAAACCCUUUAUUUGUGGGGACUGUGGAAAAUCUUUCAAUGACAGCUCAGCCCUUACUUUACAUCAGAGAAUUCAUACUGGAGAGAAACCCUAUGAAUGCAAAGAAUGUGGGCAAGCCUUCAGUCACAGUGGCAGCCUUACUCAGCACCAGAGGAUUCAUACUGGAGAAAAGCCUUAUCCAUGUAAUGAAUGUGGUAAGGCUUUUAGGCAGUAUUCAGCCCUGGCUCACCAUGAGCGAACUCACACUGGAGAGAAACCGUAUAUUUGUACGGAAUGUGGAAAAGCGUUUAGUCACAGUGGAACCCUUACUCAGCAUCAGAGAAUUCAUACUGGAGAGAAACCCUAUGAAUGCAGUGAUUGUGGUCAAGCCUUCACUUAUCAGGCAAGUCUUACUAAGCAUCAAAGAAGUCAUACAGGAGAGAGACCUUACAAAUGUAGUGAAUGUGGGAAAUCCUUCAACCAGAAUAUUUAUCUUACUCAGCACCAGAGGAUUCAUACUGGAGAGAAACCCUAUAAAUGUGCUGAUUGUGGAAAGUCGUUCAGUCAUAGGGGAAGCCUUACUGCACAUCAGAAAAUUCACACUGGAGAGAAAUCUUGUAAAUGUCCUGUUUGUGGGAAAGCUUUCCGCCACAUGAACCAGGUUACUCAGCAUCUCAGAAUUCAUACCGGCGAAAAACCUUAUACGUGUAUGGAAUGUGGAAAAUCCUUCAGUCAUAGUGGAAGCCUUACAACACAUCUGAGAAUUCAUACCGGAGAGAAACCGUAUAAAUGUGGCGAAUGUGGAAAAGCCUUCAAUCAGAAUAUUUAUCUUACCCAGCAUCAGAGAAUUCAUACCGGUGAAAAACCUUAUACAUGUAAUAAAUGUGGUAAGAACUUCAGGCAGUACUCAGCCCUUAGUCACCAUGAGAGAACUCAUACUGGAGAGAAACCCUAUAUGUGUAUGGAAUGUGGGAAAGCUUUCAGUCAGAAGGGAACUCUUACCAAUCAUCAGAAAAUUCAUACUGGAGAGAAACCUUUUAUAUGUAGUGAAUGUGGAAAAGCCUUCAACCAAAAUAUUUACCUUACAAAGCAUCAGAGAAUUCAUACCAGAGAGAAACCAUAUAAAUGUAAUGAGUGUGGGAAAGCCUUCAAGCAGGUCUCAGCCUUAAAGCACCAUAAGAGAAUCCACAAUAGAGGGAAAACCUUGUAAUUGCAGUUCAUGCGAGUAAGCCUUCAGUCAGCAGUGCUGCCUUGGUCAGCAACAUCGAAGAAAUAAUGGUGGAGGGUAAGUGUAGCCAGGAUACCAAAACUCACGGUGUGGAUCACUAGGCCAGUUUCUUUGGAAUCUCAUUGAGGAGUCCCUGCGCUAUGUCAGGGCUUGCUGUCAUUGGCACAUCCUACAAAGAGGAACAUCUGGAGGACCUCGCCAUCUAUUGGGAAUCCCUCUUGUACUUGGACUCUGAGAUGGACAUCGUGGUCAGCAAGCAUUUGUUAUAUGCCUGCUAUGUGCCAGGCACUGUGCUAGGUGCUUGAGGUACAGAGACAGAAAUGAAAUAGCCCUUGCCCUCAAGGAGCUUACAUUCUACUGGGGAGACAGGGGCAUACAGAAGCAUGUAUAAGGUACAAUAUACAGAUAAAAAAGGCAGUUUUUGGGGUGGGAGCAGUAGAAGGUGGGGGCAGGGGAGUGGGGAUCAAGAAAUCACUCUUGUAGAAGGUGGCAUUUGAGCCGAUAUUUAAAGAAAACCAGGGAUUCCAGGAGACCGAGGUGGUCAACACCUUGUUUGGCAGUUGUUGAAUGAGUUCCUUUUUGUUGUGUCUCCUAAGGAUUCUCAUGAUGUUGGUGUAUACAUGGGAGACCACUUGAUAGCAAACAGUAAGCACAGAGAGAUCUUAAUGUUCUCUGCACCUUUCAGUCAGUUGUGUGAUUGUAAAGCUGUAGUCUGCUAUAGAAUAGAAGUUUCUAAAACCUGCUUAUUCCUUUCUCCUACUUUGAUCAAGAAUGUUCCUGAUGUCUGUCUAGAUUAUUCUCAAUAAAGAUUUUGAAGAGCUGAAAAUGGUAGACGUAUAGGUUGGUAGUUAUCCUCAGUUUGACUCUUGUCUCAGCAGCAGAGACCUUUGUGCCGAAGGGGAAAAUGGUAUUAUUACUGUGAAUGUGGGACAGCCUUUAGUCAACUGAGAAGUUUUUAUCAGGGGAAGAAGCCCAUAAAUAUAACUUGAAAUGUAGUGUUUGUGGAAUGGCCUUUCACCACAUGAACCAGGUUACUCAACAUCUGAGAAUCCAUCCUGGAGAAAAACCCUAUACAUGUAUAUCACACAGAAAAAUCUGUUAGUCCCAGUGGAAGCCUUACUACACAUCAGAGGAUCUGUACCGGAGAGAAAUCCUAUAAAUGUUUCUCCCAGUGAUUAUGAGCAGGCCUUCGUUUGUGGUUUGCUCCUCUGCUCACAUUCCACAAAAGGGUUAUCUGGCGAUGUAAAUGUAAGUCAGCUCUGUAGUUAACAAAACAGUCCGGUUAUUUUGCUACAUGGGAUGGAGAAAUAGAAAAUUUCUCCAUUUGUUUUUCUCUGGUAAUACACUAUCGCUGUCAAAAGAGUGUAGGUUCAUACAAGGCCCAUCAGGAAGUACAUAAGUGUUUAGCUAAAACAAUGUCUUCAAAAUGAGAGUGUUUCUUCAAGCAAAAAAGGGAACCCAUUCAUGAAAACUAAAACAUUACUUCCCAAAACAUUCAGUAGACAGAUAGUCUUUUAUUGUGAGGCAGUAAGUGGAACAUGUAGAUGAGCUGGUUAAAGGAAACUUAGAGAGUAGAAGAUGCCAAGAGCCAGGAAACGGUUUGGAAGUGGAGUGUGGGUUAGUGGCUUCUUGGCCGCGGCUAGCCCGGAUAUGAAGACAGGCCUUCAAAGAAGGGAAAAGCGAUAGCUCUAGUUUGUCCUUAGGAUCAUCUGGUCUCAGUGUUUGAAAGCCGUUUAACUUAAGACUGGUGCCAAAAAUAAACUUCUGGCCGGACUGGAAGAAGAUGCAAAACAAAAUUAUUUUCUUUGCUUGUUUUUAUAUUUUCAUUUGUUUCUACCGAUGUUUUGUAUGUUUGUUUGACUGUUUUUGUUGAUGAUAAUUGGAUUUAAUAAAAAAAGAAUUGAGAUGAAUUCUUGAUUUGAAGACUCAAACCAGAGUCCCUGGACAUCAGCCAGUGAGGGAAGCAUAGCCCUGAAGGCCAAGGGAAUGCCAAAGAAGGUAAUAAUCACAAAAGGCUUGUUGAGAAAUGAAUGCUCAAGUUUAGGAAGAUUGCUAUCAUUAUGACAGGAGUCUAUACCAUGAAACUUGGGCUGGGCACAUGCAGAAAAAUUUCAGUGACAGGGCCUGUGAUUUCAUUUGGUGUUGGGAACUCCCUCUACCAAAAGCAUCUCAGCAUCCGGACUUCAACUUGCACUCUUCAACAGUUACCUGGGGCACUGAAAGGUUACGGGACUUACUAGGUCUUGCAGGCUUCCUGGACAGCUCUCUGUCUACUCUGCCUCUCUUUUUCAAUAAUAUAAUAAAAAAAUAAUAACAAGAGACAGGACAUCCUGAACCAUUGUUUAACAUUUGAGAAGGGGAAAUUCCUGCAUCAUACAGAAGGAGAGGAAGGAGGGAUGUCCUUGAUUAUGGUCAUGUGUUGUUUAAUGUUUUUAAGACCCCCGUGUUCACUGCAGUUGUGUCAUGCACAGAUGGCACACAUAUACAUUUUCAGACAACACAAGGCUUGGAAGGGUAGGAUCAUUAAAAGAUCUAGACAAGCUAGUACUUGGGGCCAGAGAAGAUUUGUAGUAGGGAUAAUUGUUGUUCGAAACUUGAACUUGAAAAAUCACCUCCACAAAUUAAAGGGUCAGCAUGGCCAGGCAGGAGUUUAUUGGUAAAACAUCCAGGACUUUAAUAGCCCCCAUAGUUUGGGUCAGCAAUUUGAUGUGGUACACAAUGGGGGAAGAAGCAAAAUUUCACUGGAAAGUGAGCCGGAGUACAGACAGAGCUGUACUUGGAAUCAGACAAUCUGGGUUUGUAUCCCAGCUCUGACCAUUACUCUGACCAAGGGCCAGUCACUGAACCCGUUUUCCUAAUCUGUCAAAAUCCUUCCUCUCCCUGUCUUCACGGUGUAAAAAAAGUGCUUUGUAGCUAGCAUUGAUAUGGCAAAUUUGCAAAGUGGCUUACAUAUAUUAUAUCUUGUGGUUCUCUGACUCUGUGAGCUAGCUGAGUGCUAGUCUUAUCUUUGUAUAUCUGAGGAGGCUUAGAAAAGUCAAGUCAUUUGUUCAGCAUCAUACAGCCAAAUGAGUGUCUCGGGCAGGAUUUGAAUUCAAGUCUUCCUGACCCCAGGGUUCAACGGUUUCUUCACUGUAGCACCUAGUGGUCUCUGCCUUUGUGAACCUUCAAGCGCUACUAACAUGAGAAUUACUGUAAUCAAGACUUUAUUCUGCUCUCCUGAAAACAGGCAAAAUCAGACGGCUUUUCUGUAUAUAUACUUGCCUAAGAUACUAGAGAUUGCCUAGGAUAAUAGAGAAAGGGAUGACUUCUCCUGAGUAUUGCCAGAGACUUCAGAAGGUGGGAUAAUUUAUAUGAGUAGUAUGUGGAAGCCUCCAGCAUCCUUAAGGGAGUACUUCAUGGAGGAGUCAGUUAUGAAGACGGCUGGAAAAAGAGGAAGUUCAACUAACUGAUUUCUUUCCAGCUCUAAAUCUAUAAUCCUAUAACAGACUUCCCAGGAGUUAUGGAAUCUCAUUGGUUCCCAAAGAGGAGCUAUUCAUGAACUGUUUUAUAAAAAAUUUUUUUCUGUUAACAAAAAAUAUUUUCUCUCUCUCCACCCUCCCCAGUGCCCCA